Messenger RNA from Ilex paraguariensis (yerba mate), 483 nucleotides. The record is from the annotation of a GenBank genome assembly. Lineage: Eukaryota; Viridiplantae; Streptophyta; Magnoliopsida; Aquifoliales; Aquifoliaceae.
AUGGGGGGCUCUUAUGUGAAAGAGUUACUAGCAAUUCAGCAACAGGGUCCAAGAGCUAUUGGUUUUUUUGGGACCCGAAAUAUGGGCUUCAUGCAUCAAGAACUAAUUGAGAUUCUUAGCUAUGCAAUGGUUAUAACGAAAAACCACAUUUUUACAUCGGGAGCAUCGGGAACUAAUGCAGCUGUUAUUAGAGGUGCCCUAAGAGCCGAGAGGCAAGAGCUGCUCACUGUAAUAUUGCCGCAAAGUCUGAAAAUGCAGCCUCCAGAGAGCCAGGAGUUGCUAUCUAAAGUAAAGAACGUAAUAGAGAAGCCUCACAAUGAUCGUCUUCCAUUGAUAGAAGCCAGCAGGCUAUGUAACAUGGACAUCAUCUCACAAGUACAACAAGUUAUUUGCUUUGCUUUCCAUGAUAGCAAAUUGCUUAUGGAAACAUGUCAAGAAGCAAAGAACCUCAGGAAGAUUGUUACCCUUUUUUAUUUAGACUAG